Hippocampus zosterae (dwarf seahorse) is the source of this 2974-nucleotide messenger RNA. RefSeq names its product G protein-coupled receptor 137c (gene gpr137c). The coding region runs from base 511 to 1797 and encodes 428 amino acids. The record is from RefSeq and is a predicted model, not a curated record. Gene Ontology annotation, biological process: positive regulation of TORC1 signaling. Gene Ontology annotation, cellular component: lysosomal membrane. The transcript is spliced from 8 exons. Lineage: Eukaryota; Metazoa; Chordata; Actinopteri; Syngnathiformes; Syngnathidae.
GUGGAGGCUCGGGUCCACGGUCAGCCAAUAAAAUGUCUCACUGGCUGAGUGGGCGUGACUCCCACGUGGUCACUUUUGCUAAGAAACUAUCUCGACCUGGUGGCUCCUGAGUCAUCUGUGCCUCAUUGAAGCGGGCCGACCAUUGAGCCAAGAUGGCGGUGACUGAGCGUUUUUCUUCUUGGUGAAAACUAGAGCUUGGGGGCGGGUCUCUAAUUGCAUCACAGCUGAUCUGGAGGACCCCCCUCCCCCUAGUUGUUUUUUUUUUGCAUGCGAGUCGCUGGAGAAUUUCCUUAUUUUUUAUUUUACCUCGUUUGAGCGUUCAACAAUUAGACUGGCUUUCUUCUUCACGCCAUCAUUUUAGUUCAUACGGCCGCGCGCAGUUCCACGAUGCCCCUUAUUUUAAGGAAUAACGCUUUGACCGCACAUUUCAAAGGAAUCUUUUGUGAAUUCGAGUCAGCUUUGACCCAGUUUUGCCGUUCGCGGCUUUGCUUGUGUUAGCUACCAGCGGAGAUGUUUUCUACCAGCGAGGAGGUCACUUCCAGCUUGUUGAGCCCCGUGCAGGAGGACCCUGAAGGAGAUGCCAUCUCCCCCGUUUUGGAGCUGAGUCUCACCACCGCGUACACCGUCCUGUACUCGCUCCUCUUCGGCUUCGUCUACCUGCAGCUGUGGCUCAUUCUGCACUACGGAUACAAGCGCUUCAGCUACCAGAGUGCGUUCUUGUUUCUGUGUUUACUGUGGGCAGCGCUCCGGACGACCCUCUUCUCCUUCUACUUUGAAAAUGCGACGCAGGCCAUACAGCUGCAGCCGCUGGCCUACUGGCUGCUUUACUGCUGCCCGGUGUGCCUCCAGUUUUUCACCCUUUGCCUCCUCAACCUCUACUUCUGGCAGGUGGUGUUUAAGGCGAAAGCCAAAUAUUCCCCAGAGCUCACCAAAUACAGGAUUGCCCUCUCAGUGUUCUUGCUGUCCCUCUGUAUAUGUUUCCUCGUGGUGAAUUUAACGUGCGCAUUGUUGGUGCAAGGAGCUUUGGAGCGUUCAGAAUUGCCAAGUGACAGGAGUGUGAGACACGCUGUCCUGGCCCGCGUCCUGAUCAACGACAGUCUUUUUGUCCUGUGUGCCGUGUCUUUGGCAGUCUGCAUCUUCCGCAUUGCCAAGAUGUCCUCUGCCAAUGUUUUCCUCCAAUCCAAGGGGACGUCAGUGUGUCAGGCGACAGCUGUAGGAGCAUUGGUGAUUCUCCUCUACACAUCGAGAGCUUGUUACAACCUGGUGGUGGCGCUGUCUCCACUGGGCAGACCUGAUUUGUGCAACUACAGCUGGUACAGUGGUUCAGAUCAGGCUGAUGUUCUGAAGUUCAGCGAUGAGGCCUACAUGGUUUAUGGGAUUAUUUUAUUCUUUUGGGAGCUGCUGCCUACCAGCUUGAUGGUGCUUUUCUUCCGAGUCCAGAAGCCCAAACAGAACCUGCUCCCCACAGGAAUCCUCAACAGCCACACGUUCGGCUCCAGGGAUUCUUUUUUUGACAACCCAAGACGAUACGACAGCGAUGACGACCUGUCCAGAAGCAACAGGGGCGAUCGGGCCAGCCUGCCGUCCUCCACGGCGCAGCCCAGCUGCGUGUCCGGUUGGUACGGCUCCAUCCAGUGUACCGGGACCCUGGCAUCGACUCAGCCUUCCUCCACCGCCCCCCUCCUGUUCGCUUACGGAAACAUCCAGAGUGCCCAGCACCACCACCACAACUACUACUCCACUCCGCAAAGUAACCAACACCAUCACGGUUAUUAUCACUCCACCCCUCAGAACUGAAACCGAACGGAACUUAAAGCCCUUUCGUUUUGGAACCCAAUCAAGUUUCCCCCGCAACGCAUCGUGACUGAAUGUGAUCUGCAGCCGAUUCAUCGUCGCAAAUAUCAACACAGUACUACUUAAGUCGAUUUGCACCAUCUCAUUGUAGAUGUCACAGUAAUCCAGAAUAAGAUUGUUGCGGUCCACUGGAAGGAUAGUUUGGCCCCGCCCAAAAACUCUUUUAUAAGCUUUGCUGCAACCUUUAGCACUUGGAUUGUUUAUCCUCUGAAAGAGGGGGGGGAGACGUCACAUCAAAUCUCAUACUUUUCAUUCCUUAUGGAAAACCUUUGCACACAAUAUCGUCAAGUGAUGAUGUAUGUAUGGUAGUGGUGGACAAGUGAAGCUUCGUGAAGCACUUGUGUACGUUUUUGACUCCUCUAGAGGGCACUCUUGGGUUUAAAGAUGCAGUGGAAUUUUCAUACAUUUCCAUUGCAUUGCACGAACCUUUAUAUUUAAGCCAAGAGCACCAUCUAAAGGUGUCAAAAAGUAUCACAGGUGCUUCAUGAAGCUUCGUUUUGCCAUCGUAAAUGUAUGGAGUCGUUUGCAUGUUUUCGGGUGUAAGUCGGUAUGUUUGUGAUCUAAACGAUGAGAUGAAAUGCUUUUAUAUGCUUUUUUUUAAAAACAAAAUAUUCACCAUAGCUUUACCGAUUUAACACGUUUGUCGUUUUUGGUAAUUGCAUUUUUGUGUUUGGUGUCCGACCAAGCAAGUUAACAUGUUUGCGUGUUCAAUCUCAAAGUGAAUUCGAUGGGAUUCCGCCUCGACCUGCUUGAUAAACAGCACAGGCGAAUGGGCAGAAGGCCAAAAAUCUCAUGUUCUUGCCCCUCCACGCCCCAGGAAGACGUAAACUACAAUAGCUUGAGGUUUCAAUCACAGCCUUUCUUUUGCUGAAAGGUGAUCCCCCAAGGGAAAUUCCAAGUAGCAAAUACCGGUCCCGCAAGUGGGUACAGUUGAAACUCAAAAAGUCCCGCGGAAGCCGGUGCCUCCGCGUUCUUGAAACGUGGUCAGUUUGCAAAAUCGUCGUCGUUCAUAACCAGGACCAUACUGAAUGUAACCUUUUUUUGUGACAGACAAAUCACUAAUGUCAUGAAAAUCAAAUAAAUGUUUGAAUAAAGGCUUCCUGCACUGUUUCUGAGAAAA